GUCCCCUCUGAGCUCAUGCACAAAUAGAGGACGCCUCAUAGAGGCGCUGAUCUGAGCCCGCAAUCCAAGUCUUCAGAAGUGAAGGCGGCGGAUCGUUUCCGUUUACAAUUACAUAACGUUGCAUUUGCGCGCGGGAGCCAGGCAGAUAUAUCUCCGGGACUGCACCUGCGUAAAGCAAUUUUUGAUCCAAUGAGAAAACCUUACUUUCCCGCCAAAGUGGGCAAGCCUGCAGCUGAAUUCUGACACAGACACUGCGGCUUGAUGCAGAAAUGCUUGAUCAACUUCCUCAAGUAACAGGCGCCUGGGAGAAAUGUGAAUGUUGACGCGCCUCUGGAGGGGUCACGCCGCCCGGAAUCCAGCGGUUCUGUCUGUUUGUGUGCGCGCCUGUGCGCGCUUGUUGUUUUUCAGCACCACAGACAGCUCCUGGCGCCCGGCUCAGCUGUAGCUGCUGAAACUUGAGGCAGCAGUCCUCGGCACCUUCAUUCGUUCACGCAGCUCCACUGUGGUCCACGGUCACACUUGAUAGAAGUCUGAAACAGACAGCACUGCUGGCGAGGAUAUGCUUUCGGUUUACGCAGCGCUCUCACUGCACGGCAGCGCUGGAAACAGGGGAUCCUUGCGCAGGCUGUAAUCUACAAAACCCUCAAAAGAAGAGGAGGACAAAGAGGAUGGCAGUAGUGUUGUAAAUGGCCUUUGUCAGAAUAAAAACACCUGUGCUUUGAGAUCUGCUUGUGCUGCUGCACCUUAGCCUUCUUGUCUUUGACUUUGAAACAUCUGAGAGCUGACCAGCACCAACCAGAAUCCAUCGGUAGGGCGGUGUACGUCUUUCGCCCAGGAUAUGUCACUGGGGGAAUCCCUUAUGUUUGGGGCGCGCCCUGUGCCCCGACCCCUCUGGCUGUCCCACAUCAGCCUAUUGUGCUUUUGUGUGUCUCUCUUUGCCAAGACCCCCCAGGGUUUGCCUGUGGUGGGCUAUAACACUGAAUCCAAGAAGGAGAUCACACUGGAGGGAGACUUGAUGAUAGGAGGCCUGUUUCCUGUGCACCAAAAAGGAGAAGGGGCAGAGGACUGCGGAAAGAUCAACGCACAAAGAGGGAUACAGAGACUGGAGGCCAUGCUGUUAGCGUUGGAUGAAAUUAACAAGAAUGAGCGCAUCCUUCCCGGGAUCAAACUGGGAGCCCAUAUCCUGGACACGUGCUCGAAGGACACCUAUGCUCUGGAGCAGUCUCUGGAGUUUGUCAGGGCCUCCCUCACUAAAGUAGAUGACAGCGAAUACACAUGUCCAGAUGGUUCCUAUGCCAUUCACGAUGACGUCCCUCUGGCCAUCUCCGGAGUCAUUGGAGGUUCCUACAGUGAUGUCUCCAUUCAGGUUGCAAACCUGCUGAGACUGUUCCAGAUCCCUCAGAUCAGCUAUGCUUCUACCAGUGCAAAGCUAAGUGACAAGACCCGUUAUGACUACUUUGCUCGGACCGUGCCUCCUGAUUUCUACCAAGCAAAGGCUAUGGCAGAGAUUCUGCGUUACUUUAACUGGACCUAUGUGUCGACAGUGGCAUCCGAGGGGGAUUAUGGUGAGACUGGCAUUGAUGCUUUCCAGCAGGAGGCUCGUGCUCGCCAGAUUUGCAUUGCCACUUCUGCCAAGGUGAGCCGCUCCAUGAGCCGCUGGAGCUACGAGAACGUGAUCCGCUCCCUGCAACAGAAGUCCAAUGCCAGGGUGGUCAUCCUCUUCACACGCAGUGAGGACGCACGUGAGCUACUGGUGGCGGCAAACCGCAUGAAUGUCACGUUCACCUGGGUGGCCAGUGAUGGCUGGGGAGCACAGGAGAGCGUGGUGAGGGGAAGUGAAGCGGUUGCUGAUGGAGCAUUCACCAUUGAACUGGCUUCCUAUGAAAUCCCCCAGUUUAAUGAAUACUUCACUGGUCUGCAUCCGUACAACAACAGCAGAAAUCCCUGGUUCCGAGAGUUUUGGGAAAACCAGUUCCAGUGCAGUCUCCAUGACCUGGGCUGUGGAAAAUUCUCGCUUCGUGACGUCCCAUUUCAACCAGAAUCCAAGAUCAUGUUUGUUGUGAAUGCGGUGUAUGCAAUGGCUGCUGCCCUACACAACAUGAGGCAAGCCUUGUGCCCAAACUCCACCAAAGUGUGUGACGCUCUCAAGCCAGGGAAUGGUCGAAAAUUCUACCGGGACUACAUUCUCAAAGUCAAGUUUGAAGCGCCCUUUCGCCCGCCUGACACAGAGAAUGUAGUGCGCUUUGAUGCCUUUGGAGAUAGCCUUGGCCGCUACAACAUUUUUCACUACCACAAAGAAAAUGGACGCUAUGUCUACCGUAAAGUGGGCUACUGGGCACAAGGCCUCAUCUUAAACACCAGCCUGAUUCCCUGGGCUGACCAGGCUGUGCCCAACUCCCAGUGCAGCGACCCCUGCAGGAAAAAUGAGGUGAAAAGUAUGCAGCCAGGAGAUGUAUGCUGCUGGAUCUGCAUACCCUGUCAGCCCUACCAAUACCUGUUGGAUGAGUUCACAUGUGCUGAUUGUAGUUUCGGACAGUGGCCUCUGGCCAAUCUCACCGGCUGCUAUGACCUGCCUGAGGAGUACAUUCGCUGGGAAGACGCAUGGGCCAUCGGCCCCGUCACCAUUUCCUGCCUAGGAAUGAUGAGUACACUUUUCGUGAUUGGCCUCUUCCUUAAACACAAUGAGACUCCUGUGGUGAAGGCCAGUGGGCGUGAACUCUCUUACAUUCUUUUGCUGGGAGUGCUUAUGUGUUACUGCAUGACCUUUAUCUACAUCGCCAAACCCUCCACAGCAGUAUGUACACUGCGCCGGCUUGGUUUAGGCACCUCCUUUGCUGUAUGUUACUCAGCUCUGCUAACCAAGACCAACAGGAUAGCCCGGAUCUUUGGUGGAGUGAAGGAUGGAGCCCAGAGGCCUAGAUUCAUCAGCCCAGCUUCCCAAGUUGCCAUAUGUGGUGCUCUAAUAUCCUGUCAGCUGGUAGUGGUGGUGGUCUGGCUGCUGCUGGAGGCCCCGGGUGUGAGGAAAGAAGUGAGCCCCGAGAGAAGAGACGUGGUCACCCUUAAAUGCAACAACAGGGAUUCCAGCAUGCUGCUGUCUCUCACAUACAACUGCAUUCUUAUUAUCCUCUGCACUGUCUACGCAUUCAAGACCCGAAAAUGUCCUGAAAACUUUAACGAGGCCAAGUUCAUCGGAUUUACCAUGUACACCACCUGCAUCAUCUGGCUGGCAUUUCAACCAAUUUUCUAUGUUACUGCCAGUGACUACCGGGUGCAAACCACAACUAUGUGCAUCUCCGUCAGCCUCAGUGGGUCGGUGGUUCUGGGCUGCCUCUUUGCUCCAAAGAUCCACAUCAUCCUGUUCCAGCCACAGAAGAAUGUCUGCACCCUCAGGGCGGCCACCACACGUUUCAGUGUCAACACCGCGGCGGCGUCCAGUUUUUCUCAAGCAUCAACCUCCAACGUUGUUCCAACAGUUUGCAACGGCCGAGAAGUGGUAGACUCAACAACAUCCUCGUUGUGAUCCAGUUUUAGACCUUUUGCUGAGAAUUGUAAACAGAGUAAUAUAAUCAAUAGUUCUGAUUCAGAUACUGACCAGGUCACACAGAUGAUCGUCUUGACUUUUCUGUCCUCAAAGUGCCGUGAGUACAAUGUUCCAAUAACUUAACUUUGUUCUUUGACUCGUAGCAAAUUGAAAUGAGAUGCCAAUAAAGUUGAACAUAACCUUGUUUUUUUGGAAAUUCUAUUUGCAAAGAUGAAGUAAAAUAUAGUCAAUAUGUUAAAUGUAAUAUAUUUAAAUGGUUUUUAUUGUACAUUUUGGUGAACCAGUUUGUGCUUUCAUGUAAUUAUUGUAAAUAAAAUGUGUUUUUUAUAAAUAUGAAAAAGAAAAAAA
This is a messenger RNA of Oryzias latipes (Japanese medaka), 3889 nucleotides long. It is a transcript of the gene grm2a, whose product is annotated as glutamate receptor, metabotropic 2a. Gene Ontology annotation, biological process: G protein-coupled receptor signaling pathway. Gene Ontology annotation, molecular function: G protein-coupled receptor activity. Lineage: Eukaryota; Metazoa; Chordata; Actinopteri; Beloniformes; Adrianichthyidae. The record is from RefSeq and is a predicted model, not a curated record. Gene Ontology annotation, cellular component: membrane.